AUGGAGAACUUAGCUCCGGUCUCGGGGUUCGGCGGUGCGAGCGUGGCAAACACGGUGAUAUCGGCGGCGCGUAACGCGAGGGCACACCACGGGAACUGCGAGCGUAUGGCGGCGCAGGUGAGGAUGAUAGGAAAGCUGUUGGAGAAGCUGAAAUCGACGGAGGUGGCGAACUUGCCGGCGACGAAGGAACCGUUGGAUGGUUUAGAAGAGGCUCUGAAGAAUGCGUUGGAUUUGGUGGAGAGUUGCAAAGAUAAGAGUUACUUGUACAUGCUUGCCAUGGGUUGGAGCGUGGUGCAUCAGUUCCGUCAAGUCCAAGCCCAGAUCGAUCGCUACCUUGGACUUGUGCCUCUCAUUUCUCUUGUAUAUCACUAUCGUACGCAGCCUUUCAGCGAAGAGGAUCAAAGGGAAUACACUCUGGAUGAAGAAGAUAUGGAGGCCCAAAACGUGAUAUUGAAGACUAAUCGAUCUAAAAAGGAUGCAGAUAUACUGGAGAAGUCCUUGUCCCGUAGGUACCCAGAUUUGGGGUUCCACGAGGCUCUUGAUGAGGAGAAAGAAAAAUUACACGCUAAACUACAGAGAUCAAGAACCAAUAAUGACCCAGAACAAUGCAGGGUAAUUGAACAUCUUAUUGAAGUCACAAAAAAUGUUGUCAACAUGUCACCUAAGAAGAAGGUUACAAAAAUUGUAGUCAGUGAACCAACUUGCUUGGUUUCAGGGCAUAUAAUUAAUAAUGCAAAAGGCUCUGAGGACCUUGAGUUGGAAUCUGGAGAUAAAAGUCAAUCAGAAUGGAAGACUGAUCUCUUUGGUUGCUGUCGCUUGAAGACCUGCUUCUUCCCUUGUGGAACAUUUUCUUGGAUAGCUAACGUGGUUACGAGAGGAGAAACUUGUAAGUUUAUGUGGCUUACUCCAUCUUUUGCUGCUGCUGCUGUUAUUCUUGUUGCAUAA
Molecule: messenger RNA, 945 nt
Organism: Abrus precatorius (Indian licorice)
Lineage: Eukaryota; Viridiplantae; Streptophyta; Magnoliopsida; Fabales; Fabaceae
Product: cell number regulator 13-like
Exons: 5
Coding region: 1-945 (314 amino acids)
Biological process (GO): cell surface receptor signaling pathway
Source: RefSeq, a predicted model, not a curated record